AUGUUCACAACACUCGGCUUGUUCGACAAUACACCCUGUCCAGAGGGGAAACAAUGCCCUCUUAUUACUUGCAUGUUCUCACACAAGAUCCAAGCAAGCAACUCCAUAACAACCGAAAAGCGCGCAUCGAGUUCAAUCAACAACGAUGAACAUGUCUCGAAGAGACUCAAAGUUGACAGAAGUUCCACACCAUCAAUUUCAACGUCAAACACUCCUCAUAUUCCGCCUAAUCAUCAACGUCCAGCAAAAUCAUCAGUGCCCGCAGCUGAGUCUAAUCAAAAGGCCCAUGCUGUCAGUCAAGAUGUUUCCAGUUUGCCAUCUAUUUCACGAAGAGUCUCUCCUCCCCCUUCAGGGCGUACCGGAUCUCAGUCUACAAGUAAGGCAGGUCCUUCGAAGAGCACAAAUUCUUCUUCGGGUUCCAUGCCAUCACAAUUCCCUCCCCGGAAGGCGCCAAAAGAAAGUCUCAACCCUCGAAUGCUUCAAAAGGCGCCAGCGACUCAUACGGCUCGAUCGGCUAUACUGAACAAGCUUCAUGGGGCAAUGUCAUCGCUGAACGAGAAAGUUUCAAAGGACAAGGAUACUUCGAACAAGUGUUUCGUGCUCAACAAAGAUGAACUUGUGACAAUGGCUCUAGAUGAAGAGGAAAAAUUAGCUAAAAAUAGUUUCGGGGUCUACUCAAAUGUGAUCAAGCUCCGCAUAGUUAAAUUGACCAAGAUGGCGAAAGAAGAUUGGACGAAAGAGGUGAUGGAACACCUUAAUACCCGAUACUACCACAUCCAACCGAUACAACCACAAUCACUAAAGUCGACGAAACCCAUAACAACGGGUCUUUCAACAAAAGAGGAGAUUACCCUCGUGGAAGCACUUGUCACUCCAUUGAUUGGUCUUGAAGAGUUUGGGUAUGUCACUAAAGCUCCUAGCUCGUCGGAUGUCGAAACAGCCAAGAAGGGCGUUAUUGAAUCCAAGGGCUGGGAGAAAUGUGACCGCUGCGGUGGACGCUUUCAGGUUUUUCCAGGGCGCCGUGAAGAUGGAACAUUGACUAGUGGCGGCCAUUGCACCUAUCAUCCAAGUCGACCAAUUUACCCACCGCGCAAGAAAACCGAUGGUGUCACUGGCUCGUCCGAGGCAUAUUUUUCAUGCUGCAGUGAAUCCGUCGGAACAUCAACAGGCUGUACCAAAGCCAAAACGCACGUCUUCAAAGUAUCAGAGGCUAAGCGUCUUGCAUCAAUUCUCCAAUUUGAAACAACGCCCACGCAACCGGAUACAGGUGGCUUGAACCCGGUGUCGUUCGACUGCGAAAUGGGUUAUACUACAUUGGGCUUAGAGCUCAUCCGGCUCACAGCAGUCAGCUGGCCAGAAGGUAACGAACUUUUGGAUGUUUUGGUCAAGCCAAUGGGCGAAGUACUAGAUCUCAACUCCCGGUAUUCCGGCGUUUUUCCCGAGCACUAUGCAUCUGCUAUCCCAUAUGGCACGUCCGCCAACCAUGCAAGUCAUUCGGAUCAAAAGAAGAACGGCAAAGACCACAAGCCUUUACAAGUGGUUGAAUCACCUGCUGCGGCUCGUGCCCUUCUCUUUGGUUUUAUACAACCACAAACUCCAUUGAUAGGCCAUGCAAUUGAUAAUGAUCUCAAUGCGUGCCGUGUCAUCCAUCCCACCAUUAUCGAUACUGUCCUGCUCUACCCCCAUCCAGGUCGCCUACCUAAUCGAAUGGGUCUUAAAGUGCUGUCCCGCAAGUUUCUCGAGCGAGACAUUCAAAUGGGAGGGGAUCAAGGGCAUGACUCCAAGGAAGAUUCAAUCACCACAGGUGACUUAGUGCGGGUAAAAGCGAGUGAUCUGUGGAAACGAUUGCGGGCAAAGGGCUGGAAGUUUGAAGACAACCACAUCAUUGCGCCUCCUGGACAGGCAUCCCAGGAUAUUCGAAAAGCAGCUCACGAGAUUGGCUUUGCAACAGGGUAUAAAAGGAAAGCGACCAGUACCACCUAG
Molecule: messenger RNA, 1983 nt
Organism: Penicillium angulare
Lineage: Eukaryota; Fungi; Ascomycota; Eurotiomycetes; Eurotiales; Aspergillaceae
Gene: rex3
Product: putative RNA exonuclease Rex3
Exons: 1
Coding region: 1-1983 (660 amino acids)
Cellular component (GO): nucleus
Molecular function (GO): exonuclease activity; nucleic acid binding
Source: RefSeq, a predicted model, not a curated record